UGUGAUUUUUAACUUUGUACACCCCAGUCCAACACCGGCAUCUCCAAAUCAUCCUUUCUUGUUGGACCGGACACAUCCUGCUGAAGGAAAUUCUCUUAAACACAACCUGGCAACGCCUGCCCUUGCUGCACUUGACCAUCAUCCCCAUUCCACAAACUGCGUAAAAUCCCCUGUUAUAAUUACUCUAUGAUGAUUGCAUCUCAUUUCCUUUCAGAUUUGUUUCUCGACAUUCCCUCCCCACCAAUGAGUGGUCUUGAACUGUGCAAUUACACUCCUUAGCUCAACCCAAAUCCAUUCUGUCCUCCACCUCUUCUUCCAUGCCAUGAGAUGUCCCAACCGAUAGCUUCUUUUAUUUUAAACUAUGUGGUUGUGAAAGGGUAUUCUACUGACUUGGUAAAAUCUCUACCGCUAGACCAGAAGUUUGGGCAUGUUGGUGAGGAAAAUGAUGACAUGCGGUAUUCAGAUGGAUUUUAAUUUUAUGAUUGUAUUUGGGCGGCCACAACAGCGUUGAAAAUGGGUUAAUGUUUGGGGAGAAUACACAUUGUUUUCUGAGCAUCAAGUUCUGCAAUUCAUUUUCUCAACCCGCCUCUCCCGGCCGGCCAAUCUCCUUUUGAAUUCAAAUAUCCCCUCCUCCUGGGGAGGGUGAGUGGCUCACAGCUGCGGUGCCCUGACUCUGCCGCUGGUUCAGGGCAGUCUGCACUCCCCUCACGGCAGCGGGGACAUGAGUUUGUCCCAGCGAAACCAAAAGGGAGAGACAGGUCAGUGCUGACCCCGCGACUCGCUGAAGCGAAAAUGGGAAGCUGCAGCUUCGGGGAGGCUGAGCGACUGAAGAAACCCAGCAGUUUGGGGGCCAUGCGUUUAGCCCGGAGCUGGUACGGUCACCUGUCCCAGGGGUGGGCUCCGCCUGGAGGGGGCAGCGAGCUGCACAGGAGCAAGGGGAAGAGGCGAGAGAAAGCCGAGCGGCUGAGCCAGAGGCAGCGCCCGAACGCCGGCCCCAACAGCAGCAGCAGUAGCAGCUCCGCCACCAACCUGUAUGUACCCCGAGCCGCCAGGACAUUCUCGGCUGAGGAGGCGCGGGCUGCCAUUCGGCCCGUCCUGGAGGCCAGGCUGAAGGAUGCGAAGUACGAGCCGCACGGCUCGGCUCUGGCCGUCGUGGAGCUGGCCGAGUGUGUGAAGAAAGCGGUGAAAGCCCUGGGCUACGAGAGGUACAAGAUCGUCUGCUACUUGGCCCUGGGGGCGACCACAUCAUCAGGUCUGUGCUGUUCCAGCAGAGCGGUGUGGAGUCCCACUGUGGACACGUACGCAGAAGUGUGCUUCCAGAACGACUCGCUGUUCGCUCUCUGCCUGGUAUUCGCAGUCUAUCACGAAUAACAUCCAAAGCUGACACACUGGAUCGCCUCGGGAUCACCGUGAACGCAGGCUCCCCUCAAUGAGGACAUCGAAUCCGACAGAGCAACUUCAGCAUCUGAAACAAACUGUAAUAAACUUCCGAUCAAAAAGAAACUUUUCUCUCUUUUUUGUGGACAUCCAACAUCCGAAGUAAUUUUUUGAAAGAUUUUCUCAGCGUCUGUUUACUUUGUUAUAACCUCUGACUGGUGUGAAAUGUAACCGCAGGGAAUAUAUGUUAAGGGACAGGAAUUUCCGCGUCUCCUCAACAUGAAGGCGCUCUUGUCAUUCACCCUGAACUGGGUUUGCUCUCACAGGAGAUUUUUGUUUCAAAAAGCACUUUGGAAUACAAACCAAGAAAACUUUCUGU
Messenger RNA from Hemiscyllium ocellatum (epaulette shark), 1756 nucleotides. Its product is annotated as dynein light chain Tctex-type protein 2B. Gene Ontology annotation, biological process: microtubule-based movement. The coding region runs from base 793 to 1371 and encodes 192 amino acids. The record is from RefSeq and is a predicted model, not a curated record. Gene Ontology annotation, cellular component: cytoplasmic dynein complex; cytoplasm. The transcript has a single exon. Lineage: Eukaryota; Metazoa; Chordata; Chondrichthyes; Orectolobiformes; Hemiscylliidae. Gene Ontology annotation, molecular function: dynein intermediate chain binding.